Messenger RNA from Eutrema salsugineum, 1614 nucleotides. RefSeq lists its product as uncharacterized. NCBI's taxonomy places the organism in Eukaryota, Viridiplantae, Streptophyta, Magnoliopsida, Brassicales, Brassicaceae. The transcript has 5 exons. Bases 130 to 1224 code for a protein of 364 amino acids. The record is from RefSeq and is a predicted model, not a curated record.
UAGGUUUUCGCCUGAAGCUGGGUCCCUUUGAUUUUCUCAAACUCAUUAUUGAAACUUAACGAAGCAGCAACCUCUUCCGCUAUUUAAAAAUCCCCUUCCUCGAUUCUCGUGAAAUAUCUCUAAAAAGUCAUGGAGCCUACAAGCGUAACCGAUGAUUCUGAGUUCUGGCUUCCGCCGGAGUUUCUCACUGACGAUGAUUUUCUCGUGGAGAAGGAGAAUAACGGUGGUGGAACCGGUGACUCUAACAAGUGCUUAUUCCCGUAUGAGAAACGUCAUGGAUUUGAGUCGUUUGGGUUGGGCUCGGGUUUUGGUUCGACCGGUAAGCCUCUCGGUGACGAGGAGAACUUCUUACCCGGUUUGACCAGGCAGAUGGUUCAGUCAUCUCUGGAAGAUGAUUUCUCCGGUGGAUUUUGCGGUAACCAUGCUUUUCCGGCCGUGAACGACAUCAAGGCGUUAGGUACGACUCGUUCGCGUCUAUGUGGUGCCGGAAUCGGCUGUGUAUGCCGGAAUCAACGGUUGAACCAGAAUCGCCAGUGGCGAGUGUCUUCUCCGGCGUCGUCAUGGGAUCUGUACUGCGCGGCGACGGAGGAAAUGGCGAGGAUGAAUAUCAACGACGAACCGUACGGUUACAACAACCAUAGUGGCAGAGGACUUCCCAGUAGACAUCCACUCGCCGCCGCCAAAAACUCCAACAACGGCUCUGGCUACCAAAUCCACCAAUCUCUCCGAUACCAGAAGCUUCAAGCCAUCCAAUUUCAGCAACUAAAACAGCAACAGUUGAUGAGAAAUCAUCGUCAAAUGGUGCAGCAGAGCAGAGGAUUAAGAGUUGAUAACAACAAAAGUGUUGCUCCUGUGGAAUUGUCAUCAUCUGCAUGGUCUAAUCAGCCACCGAGGCGUGAUGGUUCGGGUAUGAGGGCCGUUUUUCUCGGAAAAAGUGGAUCAACCGGCACCGGCGUUUUCUUACCCCGACGCGUUAACCGUUCUUCUCCAGUCACCGCCAAGACUCACGAGAAGCCUACUCUGGCGACGGUUUUGGUUCCGGCGAGAGUGGCGCAGGUGCUGAACCUAGACGAAUAUGUGGUCCAGCCAGUUGUUCGGUCUUCCCCGAAUCUCAACGGAGAUGCGUCGUGGAGACAGAGGAGCAACAAUGGGAUAUUCUCGAGCCAAAUGAAGAUGGAGCAGACAGUGAACGAGCCUCGGUUGCCUUCGGAGUGGGCUUAUUGACCCAUUUAGUUUCCGUAGCUUUUGGGUGUUUUUUAGGAAGAUGUUUGAAGAAAGAAGGGAAAAGCAGGAAGAUAACAGGUAGUGAAAUAGUGGUAAAAGUAGGGUUGAUAUAGAUAGUGGGAGAUUUGAAGGGUGAAGAAAAUAAAGAAGGAGAAAGAUGAAGAUGUGGAGAAGACGAGGUUUUGGAUCGUUUAACCACCACCAUUGAUGGCCGAUAGAGGAAGAAAAGAGGAUUGUUUCUUGGCUUUUUUUUGUUUGUUUUUUAUUCUUUUUCUGGGAAAUGAAAAUAUCAGUCUGUCACCGGGCUGUUGCUUUAGGAUACCCUUCCUCUCUGUUUUGUUCUCACAACUCUUAAGCAAUGGAUUAGCUUAAAUAAAAUAUUGUUAAAUA